Populus euphratica (Euphrates poplar) is the source of this 1719-nucleotide messenger RNA. RefSeq names its product protease Do-like 1, chloroplastic. Gene Ontology annotation, molecular function: protein binding; serine-type endopeptidase activity. The transcript has 8 exons. NCBI's taxonomy places the organism in Eukaryota, Viridiplantae, Streptophyta, Magnoliopsida, Malpighiales, Salicaceae. The record is from RefSeq and is a predicted model, not a curated record. The coding region runs from base 121 to 1413 and encodes 430 amino acids. Gene Ontology annotation, biological process: proteolysis.
UUUUUGUUGUAAAUAGAAGUCAGCAAAUAACUAAUAAAUUAGUAGUUUAUAUAUUUGUUUAUGGACUCUAUUUAAUACCGAAACCACCUCCAUCGACAUCGAGAAAAUCGAAAGAAGGAAAUGGCCGGAGCUGCAUCUUCUUCUUCUUCUUCACUUAUUUCAACAGGCUUCCUUCUCUGUCAUUUCCCUCAGUUCCCGAAGAAGAAAGCAACAACACUCGCUCUAUCCUCCAAAUCCCACAACAAUAAAAUAUUCCUGCACAAUCACAAGCAACUUAAAUUAGCUAUAAACACCACCACCACCACCACCAAAUUAUUGAGGGAUUCUUUUCUUGUAGUGUGUACAUCAGUGGCGUUAUCAUUUUCUCUGUUGAUUGCGGAUGUAGACUCUUCUGCUUUGGCUUUCGUUAUCACCACUACCACUCCUCGUAAAUUGCAGUCCGAUGAACUCGCUACUGUUCGGCUCUUUCAAGAAAACACUCCUUCCGUUGUAUACAUCACCAAUCUUGCUGUCAGACAAGAUGCAUUUACGUUGGACGUGCUGGAGGUGCCUCAAGGAUCAGGUUCUGGGUUCGUGUGGGACAAAGAUGGCCACGUUGUCACUAAUUAUCACGUCAUUCGUGGUGCUUCUGAUCUCAAGGUCACUCUUGCUGAUCAAUCAACUUAUGAUGCAAAAGUUGUUGGCUUUGAUCAAGAUAAGGAUGUUGCUGUAUUGCGAGUUGACGCUCCCAGAGAUAAGCUACGACCCAUUCCUGUUGGUGUCUCCGCUGAUUUGCUUGUUGGUCAGAAAGUGUUUGCUAUUGGCAACCCUUUUGGACUUGACCAUACUCUUACAACCGGUGUCAUCAGUGGGCUUCGUAGAGAAAUCAGUUCAGCUGCUACUGGCCGUCCAAUUCAGGAUGUAAUACAGACAGAUGCUGCUAUUAAUCCUGGUAAUAGUGGCGGGCCACUUCUUGAUAGUUCAGGGAGCCUUAUUGGAAUAAAUACAGCCAUAUAUUCUCCAUCUGGUGCAUCCUCUGGCGUUGGAUUUUCAAUUCCAGUUGACACUGUAAGUGGCAUUGUUGAUCAGUUGGUAAGGUUCGGAAAAGUAACAAGACCCAUUUUGGGUAUUAAGUUUGCACCUGAUCAAUCUGUGGAGCAGUUGGGGGUAAGUGGAGUGCUUGUCUUAGAUGCUCCUACAAAUGGUCCAGCUGGAAAAGCGGGUUUGCAACCAACCAAACGUGAUGCUUAUGGCAGACUUAUUUUGGGUGAUAUCAUAACUUCUGUGAACGGAAAAAAGGUUACAAAUGGCAGUGACUUGUACAGAAUACUUGACCAAUGUAAAGUGGGUGAGCAGGUGACAGUGGAGGUGUUGCGUGGUGAUCACAAGGAGAAGAUUCCUGUAAUACUGGAACCAAAGGCUGACGAGUCUUAAUGUGUUAAAGGUCUGGCCUGUAUAUUUGAUGCAGUACAUGCAUGGGGGAAUGCAGUAAAAGGCUGACGAUUAUUUUGUGUAUUAAUUGUUUCACAAGAAAGGUUGUCGCUGUAUUCCUUGUAAGUAUUAGAAAGGAUGCAGCCUCACAAACUCUCUUCAUCAGGGUGCUUAAUAUCAUUCUUGUCAGAAGAGGAAAUGUACGUCACGCCAAGCAGUUCAUGUUUAGUGAAAUAACAAUUUGAUCUCUAGAUGUCUCACACUUCCUGACUAUUCUUACUGCUUCAUGGCAUCUCUCAUUUAUUGUCA